UUUCGCACGGGCCUACUAGUAAUGAAACAAUUUCAUAACAGCUUGCAUUAUACGAUUUGAAUGAAAAUCUUGGAUCCACCACAAAAAAAUAAAAGAAAUUCGAGAUAUGCUUCACUCAGAUGUUUUUAUACUUUUUCAGUUAUCAUCAAUUAUCUUUUAAUAAAUUGUUUCAGACAAAAAUAUUCACGAAUAAAUUCUGCCAUGACGGAGUUCAGAGUACUGCUACUGGCGAUAUUCAUCCCAACUUCAAGGUGUGGGGAAACGUCUGUGGUCGCCUAUGAAGCGAAAACAUUGGUCAGCAGUUACUGCCCAGAGGUUACCAAUCCGAUGCUUCAAGAAGGGUUGGACUACGCUGCAAGAGUGUACCGUUACGACCUGAUCGGCCCCCAUGUAAUAGAGCUCACAAGUCUUCAGGCGCUUCUCUUGUCUCUCCUCAACUGUCUAUUAACUCAAGAUAGGGAAUCUUGCACAAUCCUGGCCGAAUGCUCUAAUCGCAUAGAGCAAUUGCGGUCGAGACACAUCGCGCUCUGGCUGAGGGAGGACUUCGAGUUCCCAGACAAAGACAUGGAACUGGCGAUGGUUCGCCUAGAUUUAUUGGUAGCUGAUGGAUCACUGGUCCUGAACUCAAAAGUCCUAAGAGUUUUCUCUUCCCUCGCUGAUAGCUAUGGGAUUACUCUGCAAUCGAAAAAAAAAAGUGGUGAUUUGGCGCUCGAGUUAGAAAAUGCUGUGGCUAGCAACAUCCCUUGUGAAAUUAUUGCACUAGCCAAUGAAGGAGGAAAUAUCAAUGGGUCGACUCAGUCCGGGGAAAGCUUAGUUCAUUUGGCCGUAAGGAGUGGAAGUAAGUCUUCUAUUGCUGUACUGGGGUAUCUGAAGGCAGAUCUUGACGUUCUCAACACUGUGGGUGCGACUCCUAUGGAAGAAGCUAUUAAAAUUAAUAGUGUUCCAUCUAUCAAGGCACUGAUAUUGGCUGGAGCUAAAAUUGAGAAGCGUUUGCUCAGAGGUAACUCUUACCUUCAUAUUGCGGCUACUUCUGGCAAGAAUGAAGCAUUGCGGACAUUACUUGAGGAAGGACUUGAACCCGAUGUUAGGAACAACCUGGGCGAUACUCCAUUGCAGCUAAGUGUCAAAGCAGGAAAUGUCAAGGGGAUGGAGAUCCUACUGGAAAGAUGUACUAAUAGCACUUCGAUACCAGAAGUAGUAAAAACUCUUCUGCAUAAGGCAGUUGUGUCAUCGAAUGUUGAUAUGUUGAAAGCAUUUAUAAAAUGUGUGACCCUGCCAGAACUCAGAUUCAAAAUUAAUGACACAUUAGUUCACUUGAUAGUUCGUUCCAAUAAUGCAACACAAAUGCUCAAAGUACUGAAAGGUAAAAGAAUGCCAGUAAACAUAAGGAACGCGGAUGGUCUUGCUCCUAUACAUAUAACUACUGAUCCAUCAGUUGUUGAGACACUGCUAGAGAUUGGGGCAGAUGUCAAUAUUACUACAGGAAAAGAAGAAACCGCUAUCAAUAUAGCUUCAGCCAAAGGAUAUCUGAAUAUUCUAAAAGUUCUAGUUAAACAUGGUGCGGGAGUCGACAUACAGAAUAACCAAGGUGAAACUGCUCUGAUGGCUGCUACAAAAUCAAAGACGAAUAUUUUAGUUAAGUUUUUAUUGAACAGCGGUGCAGAUCUAACACUCAAGGAUAAGAAAGGUCGGACAGCGCUACACUCCGCCUCUGAAGCAGGUUGCGUUGACUGCGCAUUAAUGUUGUUGGACACUGGAGCAAAAGUGAAUGAAAAGGACACUGAUAAAUUCACCUCUCUGCAUUAUGCAGCAGCAUAUGGGAAAUAUGAAGUGGUGAUUUUACUAUUGGAACGUGGAGCGGAUCUAUCAUCUAAAUCAAAAUUGGGCGUGACACCGUUAAUGGAAGCAUCUAAAGAAGGCCAUUUGGAUGUGGUGAAGCUUCUCACUGACCGAGGGGCGCCUAUAAGCGAAACAAAUCGGAAAGGAGAGACUGCAUUACAUUACGCAGCAGCAUACGGGAAAUAUAGAGUGGUCCCUUUACUAUUGAAUCGUGGAGCAGAUCUAUCAUCUAAGUCAGAAUUGGGCAUGACACCGCUCAUGGAAGCUUCUAAAGAAGGCCAUUUGGAUGUGGUGAAGCUUCUCACUGACCGAGGGGCGCCUAUAAGCGAAACAAAUCGGAAAGGAGAGACUGCAUUACAUUACGCAGCAGCAUACGGGAAAUAUAGAGUGGUGACUUUACUAUUGAAUCGUGGAGCAGAUCUAUCAUCUAAGUCAGAAUUGGGCAUGACACCGCUCAUGGAAGCUUCUAAAGAAGGCCAUUUGGAUGUGGUGAAGCUUCUCACUGACCGAGGGGCCCCUAUAAGCGAAAUGAAUCGGAAAGGAGAGACUGCAUUACAUUACGCAGCAGCAUGCGGGAAAUAUGGAGUGGUGAAUUUACUAUUGGAUCGUGGAGCAGAUCUAUCAUCUAAGUCAGAAUCGGGUAUGACACCGCUAAUGGAAGCAUCUAAAGAAGGCCAUAUGGAUGUUGGGAAGCUUCUCAUUGACCGAGGGGUGCCUAUAAGCGAAACAAAUCGGAAAGGAGAGACUGCAUUACAUUACGCAGCAGCAUACGGGAAAUAUAGAGUGGUGACUUUACUAUUGAAUCGUGGAGCAGAUCUAUCAUCUAAGUCAGAAUUGGGCAUGACACCGCUAAUGGAAGCUUCUAAAGAAGGCCAUUUGGAUGUGGUGAAGCUUCUCACUGACCGAGGGGCGGCUAUAAGCGAAACGAAUCGGAAAGGAGAGACUGCAUUACAUUACGCAGCAGCAUACGGGAAAUAUGGAGUGGUGAGUUUACUAUUGGAUCGUGGAGCAGAUCUAUCAUCUAAGUCAGAAUCGGGUAUGACACCGCUAAUGGAAGCAUCUAAAGAAGGCCAUAUGGAUGUUGGGAAGCUUCUCAUUGACCGAGGGGUGCCUAUAAGCGAAACAAAUCGGAAAGGAGAGACUGCAUUACAUUACGCAGCAGCAUACGGGAAAUAUAGAGUGGUGACUUUACUAUUGAAUCGUGGAGCAGAUCUAUCAUCUAAGUCAGAAUUGGGCAUGACACCGCUAAUGAAAGCUUCUAAAGAAGGCCAUUUGGAUGUGGUGAAGCUUCUCACUGACCGAGGGGCGGCUAUAAGCGAAACGAAUCGGAAAGGAGAGACUGCAUUACAUUACGCAGCAGCAUACGGGAAAUAUGGAGUGGUGAGUUUACUAUUGGAUCGUGGAGCAGAUCUAUCUUCUAAGUCAGAAUCGGGUAUGACACCGCUAAUGGAAGCAUCUAAAGAAGGCCAUAUGGAUGUUGGGAAGCUUCUCAUUGACCGAGGAGCUCCAAUCAAUGAUAAGAAUAAGAACGGAAGGACUGCCUUAAAGUUGGCCAAGGAGCAUGGAAAUAAGGUGUUAAUAGAUUACCUUCAAUUAAGAGGUGGGGUUGAAUAAAUUCCAAAUAGUGGAUGAACACCUUAACUGUUAAGUUAAUACAUUUUAUCUGACAACACUGCUCAGCUGUUAUACAUAAAGCAGAUUGCCUUGGGUGAGGUUAACCAGGGUAGUAAUCCUGUUCAUUAUAGAGUAUGUAGAAGAAUAUAGGUUUUUUGUGUGUUUGUGGUGUAAAAGCGUUUAACAAAGCCUCAUUUGUUUCUGAAGUGAUUUCCUAAUAUUACAUAAUGUAAUACAUAAAUGUACGAUAAAUUAAGUUUAAUAAUCUAUUGAAUGAAAUGUUUUCAGCUAGCAGCAAGCCUUAUAAAAGAACUGCUAGAUAAAGAGUGUGACCCUUCUUGGCAUGUCAUAGUCGGUGAAGGUUUGGGAUUUGACAUUUCUUUUGAAUGCAACACACUUUUAUAUCUAUUUUUGGUGGUAAUGUACAAAUAUGCAUAUGGAAGUGUUGAUAAUUAAAAAAAGUCUGAACAUCAGUAUAUGUUUUCAUAUGAUGUAGUCCUUAACGAAUAAAUCAUUUGAUAUUAAAUUAUAAAUACAUAUUCCCUAGAGAUCAGUUCAUUUUUAAACUUCAUAACAUUUUCCAUGAAUUUUGAUCAUAUUUUAUUCUCUUGUGUUGGAAAUUAAGGAUAACGAGAGCUGAAGAGUUGAAAACUGGCAAAUAAGAAAUAUCUCAGUGAAAAAUAUUAUUUACAACUUUAGCUACUUCAAUUGAAAGAAAAAUAGCUUAAAAUGGUCCUGAGAUCAAAAAUAAAUUUAGAAAGAUAGAAAUGAGAACCCAAUGUUUAUUAGAAGUGGGGGAAAAAGGUAAGAGCUUUAAUACCAGCGGAACUGGAGGAUGAAUUCGAUACAUCCAUAAGUUAUUAGAAGUGGAAUUUUUUUCCAACCAUCUAAGGGAGGGCGCUUCCCCUGCCAGAAUUCGCUAAAGCUGGUCACGAUUUUUUUUUUUUAUAUUACAUUAGGAAAUUCGUCUAUGAGGAUGAAUUUUCCCUAAAUUUCUCUUUUCUUUAAAUAUCUGCUUUUGGAAUUUUAUUCCAAUUUCCAGGGAGGGAAGUCCCGGCUGGAUCCGCUAUUGGCUGUUAUAAAGUGUUUUUUUUUUCAUUUAAAUGAGUUGUUUUUUGUAUUAUAAUAUUGCACUGUAUUCCUUUUUAUUAUUAUCAUUAUUAUUAUUAUAUUGCACUGUAUUUCUGAUUAUGUAAAUAAUAAAAACAAAGUUAUGUGAAUGUUUUAAUAUUUAAAAUAAAAUGUUUUUACAUUUUUUUAA
Molecule: messenger RNA, 4714 nt
Organism: Nezara viridula (southern green stink bug)
Lineage: Eukaryota; Metazoa; Arthropoda; Insecta; Hemiptera; Pentatomidae
Source: the annotation of a GenBank genome assembly